AGAUAUUUAAAUUAGAAUUUUUAGCUUUCUCUUACAUUUUUCAUUCAGUGAAAUGCCUCCACAGCAACUGGAUUCACCUGACGUGGCUAUGUAACGGUGUUCAGCUUCUCUGUGCUGAUUUGGGGGCAAAAGCAUGGCUUGGUUCAGCGGAAACAUGAGUAACAUCACACUGGAGAGCGCGCUGUCCGGCGAUGAGCCUCGAGACGAGCGCUUGGCUCAGGUGGAAAUAGCUCUUCUGUCCAUCAUCUUCGUCACGGCAGGGAUCCUAAACUUUGGGCUGUUGUUGGUGCUGUGGAAGCGCAGGAAGCAGCUCUCCAGGAUGCGCGUCUUCGUGUUCCACCUGUGCGUCGCCGAUCUGGUGGUGACAUUCUUCCAAGUUUGCCCCCAACUCAUGUGGGACAUCACUGACCGAUUCAUAGGUCCAGAUAUAUUGUGUCGUGUGGUGAAGUACCUGCAGGUGGUCGGGAUGUUUGCCUCCACUUACAUGAUCGUGGUGAUGACUGUAGACCGAUAUCAAGCCAUCUGCAAGCCCAUGGUAACUUUCCAGAGGCGCAGGGCGCGUUGGAACGGUCCGGUGUGCGCAGCCUGGUGCGUCUCCCUCAUCGGCGGCCUCCCACAGAUCUUCAUCUUCUCCCGAGUGGAGGUGGCUCCCGGAGUGUACGACUGCUGGGCCGAGUUCAUCAAGCCGUGGGGACCGAGAGCCUACGUGACCUGGACGACUUUGGUCAUAUUCAUCCUGCCGAUUCUCACCGUGAUCGUGUGCCAGGUGCGCAUCUGCCGCACCGUGCACAUCAACUUCCACAUGAAGACGCACCACGGCGAAGAGGCGACCAGAAAGGCGCUGUCCUCCAGGGCCAGCAGCGUGGCGGGGGUGUCCAAGGCGAGGGUGAAGACGGUGAAGAUGACCGUGGUGAUCGUGCUCGCCUACAUCAUCUGCUGGGCGCCUUUCUUCACCGUGCAGCUCUGGUCCGUCUGGGACGUCGAGGCGCCCACUCAGACUGCAACCUUCACCAUCCUGAUGCUGCUGGCCAGUCUGAAUAGCUGUGCCAACCCCUGCAUCUACCUGCUGUUCUGCGGGAAGCUGCCCAAAAGACUGGUGACCCUGAUGUGCAGGGGUCAGCCCGACUCGAAGGAGUCCAUACAGGAGGAGGCCACCAUGGUCAGUUCUCUGUACAUCAGCCUCAAGAACCUGUCAGACUUCAGAUAAAAGUCUUUGUGACACAGACAAUUUUUUUUUCUCGGCUCAGACUUUUAUCUAUUGAACAUAGAGUGAAAAAGACUUACUGAAAUCCUCUAGUAAGUGCGAAGACAAAUAUCUAUAGCACAGAAGUGUUCAUACUGUACAUAUGAUCAAUGUAUAAAAUGCUCUUGUCUAUAUAGAAACGACAAAUUCUCUUUUGUAACAGCUGCACUUAUAUGGAUGUUGUACUAACAUAGUAACUCAAAGUCACAGCUACAUAACACACAUUUUUUAAAAUGUAAGAAUAGAAUUUCUAAACCAAUGUCAUCACUUCAAUCCGGAAAGUAAUAUCACAACAAAUGGUAAACUGUAAGAAUUUCUGUGAAAUGUACAGGUCUAAACAGUCGUGGUACCCACAGAGAGCAUCCUGGUGACUUGACUUUGCUUGUAGCACAACUAUAAGGUUGACAUUUGUGGUUUUGAGUGAAAAGUCUCAACAAGUAGACUAUCAGUAACAUGAAACUUGGCUCAGAAAUAUAUGAUCUGCAGUUAUAAGACUAAAGUGAGCCAUUUAGCGCCAUCUUUAGAUAAAAGUUGUAAUUUGUUGGAGACUUUGGUUGUUGAGCUUUUGUGUGAUUUCUCCAUUAUGGUAAGUGUUCACCACAUGCAUCAUUUCACUGAUUCAUGUCAUUCCAUACGUAAAACCUUGAUUAUACUCCAGUGUGAAUGUGCAUGUGGAUACUCACAGACUCACAGCUGAUGCUAUUAUACUACUAUUGUACUCUGUGAUGUAUGUGCACAUAUAAAUGACGGCCUAGCAUGCACCCUAUUGCCUUUUGAGUGUAACUGUCAUAAUGACACUAAUUUUCUGAACUAUCUGGGAGCCUACGAGACAACUGUUUAUUCAGUCAGGUGCAGUCAGUGGUAGGAACGUGUAGCCUGUAAUGGUUUCCUGUUAUAGAACUAAUGAUGAUCUAUUGUGACACUGCCUCAAGCAUCCAGUCCUGGGAAGUGGUGCUACCCAUUGCGUCCAAAAUUGCCCCUGUGGACAUGUACCAUUGUUGUAUGUUAAGGCCUAUGGAUAAAUGUAUGCACUGUGUUGGAAUUUCGAAUUUGAACCAAGCUUUACUAGUUUUUGGGGCACAACCAGUCAGUACUGACCCACAGACUUAGUUGGAAGUAGCCAGUUUGACAUUGGUUUGUGGACCACUGCUUCAAAUCUGGCAUUUGGCCAUCAAUGUCGUGGUCUUUUGAAUUUUGAUGCAAAAAGCGAGUGCUGGUUCAGACUGGAGAACACACUGACACUACACAAGAUGACUGAUGAUCAGCCCGUUGAUCCAUUAUCAUUUUUUUUAUUACAAAAUGAACAUCAUGCUUUUUUGAAAGAAAUUGGAAACUACUGAUUGAGACCAUGAAGUCAUUAGGAAAAUGUUUACUAUGAUAACAAAUCAAGUGAGACAAAAGGCCAUUUUAUUAUUGACCUCUACAAUCAAACUUGUUUUUUUUUGCAGCCAGAUGAGUUGCCCCCUGCUGGCUGUUAGAAAGAAUGCAGCUUUAAAGCACAUCUGCUUUGGGUUUCCGUUUCAGCUAUGUGUUAACCACUAACGUGCUAUGUAUUAAUAAAUAAAUAAAUGAAACAUGGUAAAGAGCGUGCAGAUGUUGCUACCGGGUCUGUUGCAACGCCCCUGUUUGAGUCUCUGGAUGAGUGAUCUAGAAACAUCAGCGUUGUGAUUAAGGUGGCUCUAUUUCUUAAAGCGCCACUCGGAAUUCCAGAGUGGCAAAUACUAUAUAGAAAAAGGCAGAGAGCUGUGAGCACAAAAUGGAUCAAGUUCCUUAGUGAGAAAGACAUAGAGAUUCACACGAAUGUGGUGCAUGUCCUGAAAUGGACAGACCAUGUAAGGAAGCAGAAAAUGGCCAUACUCAAAUUUUUUAUUUUUUAUGGUGGUUUGAUGUUGUUAUCUCAAGGUUAUGAGUUAUUAUUCUGUUACGUCGAAAAAAAAAAAGUAAACAGACUGAUUCCUACGAUAAUUAAGGUGAACUAAAAAAUUUGGUUCAUUUGAUCAGACCUCCUUUAGCCUUGAAGGUCUCUGUCAUCACUGCUAACAAUCUCAGCCGGAUCACUGAAGUGCAACCACCUGUGAAGCUGCAGCCAGACGUCUUCUGUUUAAAUAAUGAGGCCUGAUCUGAACAUUAUCUCUCGCAGACUGACAUAAUACAAAGUCUGCCUGUUCGACCAUCACUGAAAUUCAGUCUGAUGCAUUGAUCAAUAAUGGCUACUCUGACAUUUUCAGCUUUAAUCAGUUGCUGCCUCUUUGAAGACAUACAGUGUGCAAAUAGAACAGCUUUUUUUUUUUUUUACAUCUUUGUGCUCAGAAACUAUAGACACAUUUAGCACAUUUGAUGUAGCUUUUAGUAAUAAUAAGAAUGAAAAUCCAGAGGAAAAAUAGCCACUUUUGUGCAUCUUCCAGCAUCUCUGAGGUAUGCAGAACAGCAGUGACAGAGAGAUGCUUCUUAUUUCAGUAAUAACAGAAGUGCACUUUAGUGCUGAAAGAGAAAGAGCAAGAGACCACUUUACUAGUGUGACCUUCUGUGUGGAAGAAAAACACCUUGAUGAUUCUGAGGGCUGUGGUUCUUUCAUUAGUUUCUACUUUUCUAGCCAAGUUGCUCAGAACACAUUUACACCCGUUGAUCCAUAGUUCGCACCUGCUGGCACGGCAUUCCAGAUUUCUGUUAAAUAAAAUAGGAAACAGCUUUUGUUGUCUUUUGAACACAAAUUAAUGAACUCUGCAUCACAAGGAAAUUAGCUUUGUUUUCUUGAGAUAACAGGAUAAACUAUUGUCUCAUUUUCAGUGUAGUUCUAGUGUGUAAAUCUUGUGUUUCAC
Molecule: messenger RNA, 4062 nt
Organism: Amphiprion ocellaris (clown anemonefish)
Lineage: Eukaryota; Metazoa; Chordata; Actinopteri; Pomacentridae
Gene: avpr2b.1
Product: arginine vasopressin receptor 2b, tandem duplicate, 1
Exons: 2
Coding region: 134-1207 (357 amino acids)
Biological process (GO): G protein-coupled receptor signaling pathway; positive regulation of vasoconstriction; regulation of systemic arterial blood pressure by vasopressin
Cellular component (GO): membrane
Molecular function (GO): peptide binding; vasopressin receptor activity
Source: RefSeq, a predicted model, not a curated record